Messenger RNA from Lemur catta (Ring-tailed lemur), 3406 nucleotides. RefSeq names its product TNF receptor superfamily member 8 (gene TNFRSF8). Gene Ontology annotation, molecular function: protein binding; transmembrane signaling receptor activity. Bases 128 to 1540 code for a protein of 470 amino acids. The record is from RefSeq and is a predicted model, not a curated record. Lineage: Eukaryota; Metazoa; Chordata; Mammalia; Primates; Lemuridae. The transcript is spliced from 13 exons. Gene Ontology annotation, biological process: signal transduction.
UGAGCCCGACUACUACCUGAAUGAGGCCGGCCACUGUACGGCCUGCGUCAGCUGUUCACGGGCUGAACUCGUGGAGAAGAGGCCGUGCUCAUGGAACUCCUCCCGUGUCUGUGAAUGUCAACCUGGCAUGUUCUGUGGCACGUCAGCCACCAACUCCUGUGCCCGCUGCUUCCCCCACUCGGUCUGCCCAAGAGGGAUGAUGGUCAAGUUCGCGGGCACAGCGGAGGAGGACACUGUCUGUGAGCCGCCUUCCCCCGGGACCAGCCCUGCCUGCUCCAGCCCAGAGGACUGCAAGGAGCCCGCCAGCAGCACCAUCCUGCAGGCCGAGCCCACCCCGAUGUCCCCAGCAACCUCCAAUGCCAGGACCACACUUCUUAGAGGGGGCACCUCCCUUGCCCCCGAAGAUGCUUCUCCACUGACAAGGGCUCCCAGCUCUCUCUCCUCUGCGGGAAAGCCUAGCUCAGAUCCAGGGCCGACCCAGACGCAGCUGUGCCCAGGGGGGUCUGCCGACUGCAGGAAGCUGUGCGAGCCCGACUACUACCUGGACGGGGCCGGCCGCUGCACGGCCUGCGUGAGCUGCGUGCGAGAUGACCUUGUGGAGAAGACACCGUGCUCGUGGAACUCCUCUCGAGUCUGCGAAUGUCGACCCGGCAUGUUCUGUGCCACCUCAGCCACCAACUCCUGUGCCCGCUGUGUCGCCCGCCCUGCCUGCCCACCAGGUAUGGCUGUGAGGGACACCACGUUGGAGCCGCCUCCACCAGGGACCCACCCUGACUGCAGCACCACCCCAGAGAACAGUGAGGCGCCUGCCAGCUCCCCCGCCACGCUGAGCUCCCUGGUGGACUCCCAGACCAGCAAGACGCUGCCCAUCCCCACGAGCGCCCCCGGCUCCCUCUCCUCCACGGGGAAGCCCAUUCUGGACCCAGGACCAGUACUCUGGGUGACCGUGGCGCUGGCAGUGGUGGUCGGCUCUAGCAUCUUCCUCCUGUGCCGCUGGAGGGCCUGCAGGAAGCGGAUUCGGCAGAAGCUCCACCUGUGCUACCCAGUCCAGACCUUCCGGCCCAAGCUGGAGUCUGUGGAUUCCAGACCCAGGAGGAGCCCAGCACCAAGGAGGGACGUGUUGGUGGCAAAGCCGGGCUUGACGAGCCCCCCACCUGUGGAGACCUGCCCCGGCGUGGGGACAGCCUGCCUGGACAACCUGCCGCUGCUGGAUGCCAGCCCGCCCGGGGGCUCCUCGUCCCCCAGGGACCUUCCUGAACCCCGGGUGUCCGCGGAACACACCAAUAACAGGAUUGAGAAAAUCUACAUCAUGAAGGCCGACACAGUGAUUGUGGGGACCGUGAAGGCUGAGCUGCCCGAGGGCCAGGCCCUGGCAGGGCCGGCAGAGCCUGAGCUUGAGGAAGAGCUGGAAGUGGACCACGUUCCCCACUACCCAGAGCAGGAGACAGAGCCGCCUCUGGGCAGCUGCGGGGACAUCAUGUUCUCAGUGGAGGAGGAAGGGAAGGAAGAUCCCUUACCCAUAACUGCCUCUGGGAAGUGAGGCCUGGGCUGGGACUAGGAGGCAGUGAGGUGCCCUUUGGAAGGCCAGGGUGGCACUGGUGGCGCCGAGUUUGAGGGCAGAGGCCUGCCUGAACUGAGGUUCCAGCAUCUCAUGGGGGACUAGCCAUCAGUGCAGGGGUUCUGGUGGUCUCUGCCUGCCUCCCCCACUUAGCUGCCCCCUGACCCAGACCUAGGGCAUGCAGGGCUUGUGCAGAAGAGACACUCCCAGGGGACUGCAUCCAAGUGGUGAUGUUGGUUGGGGCAACACGCAGACGGCAGGGACUGGGCGCUGCUAAGAACAGCACUGGCCCCGGAGCCCUGGGCAUCAGACACUGGCCACCAGGCCCGGAUCCCACUGAGGGAGAGGCUGCCAGGCUGGCCCCAGGCCCCCGAUGGUACCCCUACUCCGCUCUCUCCCUGAGCCCCACAGGUGAUGCCCACCAGGCCUCACUGGCAUGCCACCAGCCCCUCGUUACUUAAAUGUGGCCCCCAGUGGGCACAGAACCAUCGACUGGUGGUUUCUUCUGAGUCGGAAGGGAACUUGAGGGGGCAUCAUCGGCUGGCACAGUCUCAGCCGUAGCUGCCACGUGGCACUCUGUGCAGGGUGAGGCCCAGCCUGGCCCAAGCCCUGCCUGGGCUGAGCAGGACUCUCCUGGCACUGCCCCCGUUCCCUGUUCCACGGCCCCCACAGGGCCCGGGACCAAUUCACUCGUCUCAGCAUGUCCCCACCAGUCCCUGAGCACAAGGCCUCUCAGGACCCAGAUGUGUGCGGCCCCUCAGCAGCUGCCGUGCUCCUGCCCCGGCCAGGGACUUCCUCCCCACCCGGAGAUGGGGACUUGUGGGCCCCGCCUGGGGUCCUUGACUGCUCCGUGGCACCACCUGCUCUGUCUUGGAAAUGAAGCAGCGCCUUCCCUGGGUCUGGCCCCAGCCCUGCGUCCCUGUCGUGCUGCUCUGCGCCCGCUGGGGAGUGGCUGUCCGGAGGCCCUAGGCCCGCCCCGAUCUCCCGCCUGAUUCUGGACUGCAGGAGAUGAAAGAGUGUUGGGGGUUCAGUCUGGAUGUCAGCAGUUUUGCCUUUCACACUGAGGAGGAAAGCUGUGCUGAUACCCAGUCUGCGGCCCCUCCCCGGGGCCUUGAGCUGCAUAAACAAGCAGUGGCAGAUGACACAUCCGCGCGGCCUGGAGACUCCUGGACUUACCGUCUGGAGGCAGCCGGGAAGGCUGCUGUUUACUCCCCAGCCCGCGAGCUCUGGAGGAAGUUGGGGCCGGGUCAGGCAUCACGAGGGGAGUUUCUGAAACUGCGAAGGUGUUUUGGGGAAAGUUGGAGAGGCUGGGGCAUUACGAGAGGUGGUUACAGCAGAGCCUGGAUGUUGGCCAGAGGAAGUUAAAGCGUGAUGGAUGCCACUUGCCGAAACCCUCGUGCCAGGAUGGAGCGGGUGUCUCUGUGCGCCCAGAGCUGUGGCGUGUGGUGCACUGGACGCUGGAUAUUGGCACAUUUUGACAAAAUAAUGCACUCCCUCACCCAGUGGCCCUUCACACAACUUUUGACCCUCUAAAAAUCCUUAAUAUCCCAUAAAAAUGAAAAAUUGUAAGGCUGCGGGAACUGUCACUGAGGUUGAGAGUAUGUGAGAACAUGUGAGCGGGCGGGGGCCGGGGCCUCUGUCCCGGCAGGCAUUCCCUCCGCAGCACCGGCCCAGACACCGCGGCCGCCAGUCUCUGAUGCACUGGACACUUCUGGGGACAGGAGCCCGCUACCUGCUGGGGCAGCCCUUCCGCUUGCUGGAAAGGGGAAUUCUCCCUCCAUGUCACUGCCACUCCCGCUCCAAGGCCUGACCCUGGGGGUGCUCAGAAUAAAGUCACUGUUGUCACAA